ACCACCAAGUGUCAGGGCAGAACGGAGUGUCUUGUGGGCCGGUCGAGGGCUAGUCGUUUCAAAUACGUAGCCAGCAAAGAGCCGCCCGUUGUCUGCCCAUAUUGUCCGCCGGGUGGAGUUUGGCUACAGUCCGCAAGACAAAGACCAAGUGACCACUAAAACUCUACCGUACCGGCGAGGACACACAGUGACUGAAGGUCUGUGUGACAGUGAGCUGCGGAGCCUCUGGAUCUUCCCCAGACAAGAGAACCACCUGCUGUGACCAGUUGUUUACAUCUCUUUCACCAGCGGGAGGCUUCACUCAAAUAGCAAAGGACAUCUGCAGCAAGGACCUGCCACUAUUUCAUCGCAGCUGCUUUUAAGAUUUGACCUUCCUUUUCCUGGAAUUGAAUUUAGCUGAGUUUUGAGACCCGAUUGAUGGUGAAAAUGCUGAAAUUAAUUAGUAUUGCCCAAGAUGGCAACAUCAAGAUGGUCACUUGUACUUGUAUUGAUUCUCUGUUCAGUUUGAGGGAAAGCUCCAUCCCAUAGUUAUCUUGAUGAAGGCCUUUUUCUGACAAAAGGUAAGGGCCACUUGGGGCCAAGAGGUGGAGGGCCAUACCUCCCCUGCCAUCUGCUCUGCCGUCUGAUUUCAACUAUUUAAUAGAUUUUGUUGCCCUCCUGACUUCAAGAUGGAGCUCUUCUUCAACCCUUUUGACAACUUGGUGUGUAUCCUGCUGGGCAUCUCCUUCACCGUGUGGUUCACCCUGCUGCUGGUCUUCAUUAUCGUGCCUGCCAUCUUUGGGGUGUCCUUCGGCAUCCGACGUCUUUACAUGAAAACCUUGUUAAAGAUCUUUGAGUGGGCCACACUUAGGAUAGAGAGAGCCAAAGAAAAGAAUCACCUCCUGUACAAACCCUACUCAAAUGCUAUCAUUGCCAAGGAGCCCACCUCUUUGGAGGAGGAGAUCAAGGAGAUCCGUCGGAGCGGCAGCAACAAAGACCUGGACUCAGCCCCUGAGUUUGAGAUGUCUGACAUCUUCUAUUUUGCUCGGCAAGGAGUGGCAAGCAUCAUGGACGAUGAGGUGACCAAGCGGUUCUCUGCUGAGGAGUUGGAGUCCUGGAAUCUGCUGACCCGCAGCAACAACAACUUCCACUACAUCAGCCUGAGGCUGACCGUCCUAUGGGGGCUGGGCCUGCUGAUCCGUUACGGCUUCCUGCUGCCUCUCAGGGUAACUCUUGCCUUCACUGGUGUGGGCCUCCUCGUGUUCCUCACCUCUGUUGUUGGGCUGCUGCCAAACGGAAGGAUUAAAAACUUUCUGAGCCAGAAAGUCCAUUUGAUGUGCUACAGAAUAUGUGUCAGAGCUCUGACUGCCAUUAUAACCUACCAUGACAGUGAGAAUAAACCCAAGAAUGGAGGAAUCUGUGUUGCCAACCACACCUCGCCCAUUGAUGUCAUCAUCUUGGCCAGUGAUGGCUGCUAUGCUAUGGUUGGCCAAAUUCACGGUGGCUUGAUGGGGGUCAUUCAGAGAUCCAUGGUCAAGGCCUGCCCACACGUUUGGUUCGAACGCUCAGAAGUCAAAGACAGACAUCUAGUGGCCAAAAGAUUGAGUGACCAUGUAGAAGAUAAAUCUAAACUGCCCAUUCUCAUUUUCCCAGAAGGUACCUGCAUUAACAACACGUCAGUUAUGAUGUUUAAGAAGGGCAGUUUUGAGAUUGGUGCCACAGUCUACCCUGUGGCCAUUAAGUAUGAUCCCCGAUUUGGAGAUGCUUUCUGGAAUAGCAGCAAGUAUGGAAUGGUCAACUACCUGUUACGUAUGAUGAGCAGCUGGGCCAUCGUCUGCAGUGUGUGGUACCUCCCUCCCAUGUCUAGAGAGGAGGGUGAGGAUGCUGUACAGUUCGCCAAUCGUGUAAAGGCAGCCAUAGCCAGGCAAGGUGGACUGGUCGACCUCCUGUGGGAUGGAGGAUUGAAGCGAGGAAAGGUAAAAGAUACUUUUAAAGAAGAGCAGCAGAAGCUGUACAGUAAAAUGCUGGUGGGCACCCAAGAGGACCGCAGUCGCUCCUGAAGGACCUGUGUGGAAGUGGACUGACUCAGACACCCACUCGGGCACCUCUGACUAAAUAGGCAGUCAGCAGAGCUCCCUCUCUAUUGGAGCUCCCAAUUCCCUCUCUGAUGCCAACAGUACUCCAUUUGGCUUCCUCGGUCACUGCCUCAGCCUGGCAUGUUCAGUUUGUAUCGCUGUUACGGGUCAUUCUGAGUCUGCUGCCCUUUUGUUGGAAUAGCUUGACUGAAAUCUUGCUAACAUUAGAAUGAAAGAAAGGUGCGCACAGAAAAGGAGUAUUGUCUUCCUUGGUGGCAGUCUUUUGAGGGAAAACUUGGAUUAUCUAUCAUUGAGUUCUUGUCUUUGUUUAAUAGUUUCAACUUUUUAAUUUUCACUUUACUGUCAUGUUUUUAUCACACUGUGUUAAAGUUGCAGACCUGAUUAUACCUGGGACAUAAAAGAGACUUAUUGUAGAUGAAAACUAGUUUGUUCUAAUGCUGAAACCUGUGACUAAGUUGGGGUUUUUGCAUGAUUGGCACAAUGCCAGAUUUUGUUACAUUUCAGAUAUUUUAUGGGCUUUUUCCAAGAGGAAAAAAAACCUUGUAUUUUAAGCUUUGUGUUUUACAUUAAGACUUGUAUGAAUACACGUGGUCACUAUAGGAGCUAUGUUGCAGAUGACCUCUUGAUAUGUUGUCUGCUCCUGUGUUUUUAUUUUUUAUUUUCAAUGGAAUGUGUAAAUCCUCACAUUAUGAAGUGGAAAUUGUGCACCCACAGUUACUCUGAUGGAGGUUUAUGGAUUGAGGCAGAUAUUCCUGUUUCAGCUAAUAAUGCAGCAUACCUGGAGUAAAAAGGUUUAUAGUCCACUCAUGAAUUUAUUUGGGAUGCUUUUUAGCGUUGUCCCUUUUAAGGCCCAUGGCACACAGGUAGUGACGUAGGAUAAUGACCAUCACAAUUUGUCUCAUGACUAAAACAUAGUUCUAAUGACAAUUAUCUUAUACAUAUUCAUACUAAUACACUUCCUAACAGGCAUCAUGUUUUCCUGGGCUUCCAGUUUGUGGAGUGACCACCUUACCUAAUUUAUUUGGCGUCCACUCUAAAAGCUAUUGUCUUUAUUUCCCCCCUCAUUAAUGAUCUUUCUCCUGCUUGGCAGCCUCUUAAAGGAGGUUUCAAGGAAAGACAGAGUGCAGCUCUAGUUUGGACUCCCUGUUAGGCUGGAGUUGAGGAACACAGUGGACCGCCCCAGGGGUUUCUCCCAGAGGCUCUCAUCCCUCUACUUUGCUGUUAUCAGGGAUAGUCAUUUAGAUCGUGUCAAAUCUGUUCAUCAAAAUAAAUGUUCAAGAAUGUGA
Molecule: messenger RNA, 3361 nt
Organism: Siniperca chuatsi (mandarin fish)
Lineage: Eukaryota; Metazoa; Chordata; Actinopteri; Centrarchiformes; Sinipercidae
Product: glycerol-3-phosphate acyltransferase 4
Exons: 13
Coding region: 669-2039 (456 amino acids)
Biological process (GO): triglyceride biosynthetic process
Cellular component (GO): endoplasmic reticulum
Molecular function (GO): glycerol-3-phosphate O-acyltransferase activity
Source: RefSeq, a predicted model, not a curated record